AUCAUCUGGACAGGUCCAUCAGGUGUUUGGCUCUGGAGGAUCUCAAGUGGGACUGUAUUAAAGCUGAUAGCUCUCUGGAGAUUUUUUUAGACAUUGGGACUCACAGCGAGUCAGUAAAACAGGGUUACCGUUAUUUGUAUAGGAAAAACAAUCUGAGGAAUUAGAUAAGGAUGAUGACUGUCAUCACCUUUCUGUCCUCCCUGCCGUGUUGUAGAGGGCACCUCCGCUGUUGUGUCAGGGGUGUAACCCUGCACCGGCAGCAGGGUGGGGAGGAGAGAAACUCCAGCGCAGCUCAGUGACUGAAUGAAAUAGUCUGGGAGCAGGACAUAAACAACCAUGUGGACACGGCUCCGUGGACUGAGAUUCCGCACACAAACCCACGGACCUAGCUGUUAUGUGGACACUUUGAGAGCAGAGAAAUGGAUCUUCAUGUGUCAGAUACCUCUGCUGACCACCCAGCUGACAUGGACCAUAUGAGUAAGAACGCAGUGGAGCGUGGGCGCCAGACACACCAGGUCUUACAGGGUACACCUUUAGACCUGAUUGAGACUGGCAAGUCCCUAAAGGUCCAAGCAGAGCGCCCCCACCUUGUCAGUUUGGGUAGUGGUCGACUGAGCAUAGCCAUCACCUUGUUACCGCUGGCAGAAGGGAGAACGUGGCUGGGCAGCAGCGAGGGCGCAGACAUCCCCCUCCACGGCGCGGGCGUCGCAGCGCAGCACUGCUACAUCGAAAACCACGCAGGCAGCAUCACGCUCUACCCAUGUGGGAACCAGUGCUCCGUAGACGGCCUCCCGGUCUCCAAGCCCGUUCGCCUCUCGCAAGGCUGCAUGCUGUGUUUCGGUCAGUCUUCCUAUUUCCGCUUCAACCACCCAGAAGAGGCCCUUAGGAUGAAGAACAUGCUGCCUGCAGCGAGCCAUGGACUCAACCCCACUAAAACUCACAUCUAUGACCCCUGCAGUGCACUUAAUGGGAACCAUCAGCCUGUUUCCAGUACGGGGACUCGCCUAGGCCAAACCUCCAUGUCCAGCAACAUAGAGAAGGAUUUCCAAAACUCUCUGAUAUUGGAGGACUCCCAGGCCUCAUCUUUAUCAGAGUCAAAGAAAUCAGCUCAGCACUCGGUCCCUCAGUCCACUCGUUUGCCCAUUCUGAAUGGAAGAAAUGGCCUGGUGCACUCUCCUCAAAACAACCCAACAGUCACGUCAAAGGACACCAGCUGUGAAAACAUGUCCCCAUUCCCCAGCUUCCCACCACCGGCUACACGCAGUGGCAUGGAUCCUGACCAACUCUUAAACCAUACAACCCCAUAUGCUCGUUCCAUAAGCUCCACUCGUGCCAACCAAAGUCCUGUGCCCCAGCCACGGACCUCCCCUUCUGUGGCUCAAAACAGUCCUGCUGGUGGGCAGAGUGCUCAGGAGAGCCCUAGGACUCGUAGAAACAUCCGAGUGGAGGCUUCAUCAAACCCAGCGCCUGCCUGCCAGGGGCCAGGUCAAGACGCAGAAAACAGGAGUCACAGAUCUUCUCCCACUGCUAACCAAAGACCAACUCCAAAGUUCUCCCCAGCAGCACCAUCCAGCCCCAGGGUGGGAGGCUCAUCCCUGCAGAAGAGAGCUCCAAGUCCUCUAAGGGAGCAUAGCCAUCCCUCAUCCCAUAUAGAUAUUGCACCGCAAAAACACAGGACUCUAAAGCCCUCUGGAUCCACCAGCCUGAGACAGCUGCCUCCUAUCAGCCCUUCCACAUCCCGCAGAGGGACACCUGGAUUUCAGGGGCUGGUUUCCUCCCCAACCUCCCAUACCUUCACCAGUAAACCAGUCUCUGAGAGCCCCCAAGUUCUUGGUAAACACAUGACUUCCUCAAAAGAGGAGGGCGUGAGACUACGGUAUAGUCCAUCGCCAACGGCCGGGCUAGUGAGAGAGCAGGAUAGCAAGCAGCUGAAGGCCGGCUCUGGCAGCACACUUGUCCCAAGUCUGGGCCCCUUUUAUAGCUCGUCUCCUCGCAGCAGUCCUCGGAGUCAAAGGAAGACCUCUUGCAUGACCGCUACAGGAUCUUCUAGCGGGGAGCCCCCUCUUGUAAAGCCCCGUACCCGGGAACGCAAGAACAGCAUUUCUGAGAUCAGCGAUAAUGAGGACGAGCUGCUGGAAUACCACCGCUGGCAGAGAGAGGAGAGGCUCCGUGAGCAGGAGAUGGAGAAACUGGAGCGACAGAGACUGGAGACCAUCCUUAAUCUGUGUACAGAAUAUGAAAAAGAGGACGGUCUUACUGGGCUGGAUGAGGCGGUGAGGACAGAGCUGUUCCCCGGGCCAACGAAGUUUGGCCUUAGAAGAACCUGUUCAGACAACGGAGGUGGGAUGUCCAUUCUGGGAGAAGAAAGGUCCCUGAGGGUGAGAGAUAAUGACGAGGAGAACCAGAGAGAGGAGUCCAGCAGCACAGAAAGUACUCAUCAGGAGUGUGACUAUCUCCUGAGCCACGUCCUGCCCAGAGCGGGCAGUCAGGAGCAGGUGUAUCUGGAGGAGGAGAGGAGUCGGGUGUUGGCAAGCGUCGAUGACCUGAAGAACAGAGUCAGUGAGCUGGAGCAGCAGCUACAGGAGACAAGACAGGAGAUGGAGAUGGAGCAAGCCCUCCUGCAAGCAGAGAAGCAGGAGGAACAGUUGCAGCUGGAGAUGGAGACUGAACUGAUUUCUCAGCUACAGCUCAAACUCAGCCAGUUGGACAAGGCCACCCAGAGAGAGAAGGACAAGGGGAGGGCUAAUGUGUCGGCUGAGCGGAAGGUCCUGGAGAGGCAGAGGGAUGAGUACAAUGAGCUGAAGAGGCAGUUUGAUAAAUGCCCCUUGUCUCAAAGGGAACAGUUGCAGGAGCAGCUCUGCAGGGAGGCUGAGGCUCUGGAGUGUGGGACCAAGAAGUUUGAGGAGCUGGAGUUCUGCCAGCUUGAAGAGGAGAGCAGUCUGGAGGAGCGGAAGGAGUCCCAGACCAUCCAGCUGCUCCAGGAGAGAGCAGAAUACCAUCGCAGCGUGACCAAGAGGAAGGAGAAGAUGAUGGCCUUGGAGGCCCAGGCCAAGCAGCUGGGCCUGCAGGCUGCUCAGGACCGUGAGAGGAUGACUAAAGACAAGAGCCUGGCUUUGCAGCUGCUGCAGAAGGAGAAGGACAAGCUGUCGGCCCUGGAGAUGAGCUACCACACCCUGACAGGCGGGAAGAGCUUCCCCAAACACAACGGCAGCGCAAAAGAGGUUUUUCACCCCAAAUCAGACAGCGAGGUUGGACAGUCAGCAGCAUCGUGGUCCAGCUUCAGCGGCACUUCAGCUCCUCCACACUUUAACGGACUUGGGCAUGAAAACAGUACAUCUAGCAAAGGUCUGCAGCAGCAAGCACUGUCAAGUCCGAAUGACGUGGACUCCAGGAGACAGCUGGCUUUGCAGAGCAAAGGUCCCUCGCCCACCGUCCACCAUUCCAUCCUCCACCACCCGACGCCGCCUAGUGGCGGCCAGGCAUACGACACGCUGAGCCUGGAGAGCUCUGACAGCAUGGAGACGAGCGUUUCCGCCGGCAACUCCGCCUGUACAACAGAAAGUGCUGGUGGAGUGGAAGCCCAGAGGAUAGAGGAGAUGGAGAAGAUGCUUAAGGAGGCUCAGCAGGAGAAAACCAGGCUGAUUGAAAAUCGAGAGAGGGAGGCGCAGGCUCGGCGGCAGAUGUUAGAGGAGGAGCGGCGGAGGCGAGAGGAGGCUGAAAGGAGGCUCCAGGACGAGACGGCUCACCGGCACAGGCUGGUAGAGGAGGAGGUGAAGAUGAGAGAGAAGCACUUCUCUCAGGCCCGUCCCAUGACGCGCUACCUGCCGAACCGGAAAGAGGAGUUUGACUUGCGUGCCCACGUGGAGUCGUCCGGCCACAGCGUGGACACGUGUCCCUACGUCAUCCUCACAGAGAAGAUGUGUAAAGGCCACCUGGUCAAGAUGGGGGGCAAGAUCAAGUCCUGGAAGAAGCGCUGGUUUGUCUUCGACCGGCUCAAGAGGAACUUCUCUUACUACGUGGACAAGCACGAGACCAAGCUGAAAGGGCUCAUCUACUUCCAGGCCAUCGAGGAGGUUUACUACGAUCACCUGCGCAGCGCCGCCAAGAGCCCGAACCCGUCUCUGACCUUCUGUGUGAAGACACAUGACCGCCUCUACUACAUGGUGGCCCCGUCUGCAGAGGCCAUGAGGAUCUGGAUGGACGUCAUAGUGACGGGUGCCGAGGGCUACACACAGUUCAUGAGCUGAGGGACCAGCCAAUCUCAUGCCUGCAUUUUAACACAAGAGAGAGAGGACGGGCGAGCGAGCACCGAGACAGACAGGCAGAUAGACAAUACUGACUGACUGGCAGGCAGGCAGGCAGGCAGGCAGACAGACAGAGAGACUGAUUGGCAGACAGGCAGACAGACACAAUGACUGACAGGCAGACAAAGAGACUGAUUGACUGACUGACUGGCAGGCAAACAGAAAGACAGACAAAAAGACUGAUUGACUGACAGGCAGGCAGACAGACAGACUGACUGACAGACAGACAGAACCCUCUGUUGUGUAGUGAGCAUGCUCCCAGUCGCCGCCUUGUCAACUGUAAUGGAUGGACGAGCAGCGCGUGAUGCCGGCAUGUGAUGCCGGUAAGUGAUACCGGUAAGUGAUGUCGGUAUGUGAUACCGGUAUGUGAUGCUGGUAAGUGAUGGAUGGACAUCUGCAGAGAUGAAUAAUCUGGUUCUUUCGCCAAAAGACUGAUGCUCUUGCAAAAAAUGAAGGCUUUGCAAUAAAACAAGUGCAUUUGUAAAGAUGUGGUAGCUGUACUUGUACUUGUCCCACAGGCGGAGGAAGAGAAGAGUUUAUACCAGCUGAUGAUGGAUCGAUUAAGGAGCUUUGUAACUAAGACAUAAAGUAACCAUUCUUGUACUUUUCUUCUUUUAAAAAUCUUCAUCAGUAACAUUAUCAGCAUUAGCAUAGCCAUAAACAUUUCAUAUAAGUUAUUACGACGGGCUCGAACUGUUUACACUACCAAAGCCGCUGAACAUGAACAUGCAGUGUUUCACUGUACAUUAUGUUUUUAUUUUUACUUUUGUUACAUUUGUAGUUUUUUUUCUCCUCGAACUCUGUAAUUUUUACAACUGAAAGAUGAACGAGACUUUUCAUUAAUACACUAUUGUAAAAAAAAUAUUAGUACAACAUAAAUGAACGUAUUUUAGUAAUAUUUCAGCAAUAAUUAAUAAUCAAGAGUUGUAAGUGUUCAGUAAAAGCGGUACUCAGUACUGAGCUCUGUACACCUCAUGUGAUGUGUGGUCAUCAUAAUGUCACAAGUCUGAUGGUGCUCUGCAGCUUUCUGCAGCAGGGGGCGACACAACAUGAAGGUUCCUGUACUUUGUACUUUAUAUACUUUAUAUACUUUAUUCAGAAGCCAGCAAGGUGUCCCAGUGGUGCGUUCCCACAAGUCAUGAAUUACAUGACUUAAUGCUACAAUAAUACUGUAUCGCUUGUGUGUAUACUUAAUAAAACAUAUGCAUCUGUCACGUUGUCCCUCAUACUGGUGGCCCGUCGCCACUAAAUCAGCAUAACGAUUCAGCCGUUAACGACUGUUAUGCCUUUAAUUGUGUUUCAUUGUUCUGGUGUUUUACUCGCCUCAACACUUUGGACUAAACUGGCACGCAGAAGAAAGAAACAACGAAACUUUAUUUUGUCAUAGUAUUGCUACAAUGACAUAAUAUUGUUACAGUGACUGUGUUCUCCGCUUUUAACACCAAAGGAAUGGAGAAUGUUAAAAAAUGGUGUGAUAUCAAUAAGUUACCACUAAAUGAAAAUAAAACACAAUUCAUGGUGCUGGGUGGUUUUAGGGUGAAUUGUGACAUAAAAGUGAAAUUAAAUGGAGAUAAAAUUGAAAGAGUGUUUGAAACUAAAUUCUUGGGCGUGAUUAUAGAUAAUCAACUCUGUUGGAAGCCACAUAUAGAAUAUAUUAAACGUAUCUAAAUCUGUUGCUGUUCUCUACAAGGGAUGUGCUGGUAGUAAAUGUGUGCGUAUAUUGUGUUUUUCACCGAUGAUGUCGUAUCUGUCUUACUGUGUUGAGGUUUGGGGAAAUG
Molecule: messenger RNA, 6082 nt
Organism: Lampris incognitus (smalleye Pacific opah)
Lineage: Eukaryota; Metazoa; Chordata; Actinopteri; Lampriformes; Lampridae
Gene: phldb1a
Product: pleckstrin homology-like domain, family B, member 1a
Exons: 21
Coding region: 420-4247 (1275 amino acids)
Biological process (GO): regulation of microtubule cytoskeleton organization
Cellular component (GO): basal cortex
Molecular function (GO): protein binding
Source: RefSeq, a predicted model, not a curated record